CCCUUGUCCGUUCGAAUUUUUGUUUGCGCUACUCUUUUCCACUGCUGGCGGUCGGGUCGCGUACACGGAAUCCGUGUGGAUCUCGCCGGAGAUUUUUUUCCCUCCCGUCAAAUUUUCGCACCAUUCAUUUACGGCCCAGUAUACGCGUAUUGUUUUUCUCGUAUCCGCUCCGCUCCCCGCGCAUUUGCACAGUGAUUGUGAUCCGAUCAAAACCGGUAUUAUAUAAUAAAAUUAUUUCGCAAUCAUUUUAACACAUUUUAUUUCUACCGCGUAAAAACCAUCAGGUCUCCCGAUGUCGACUAUUCGAGCCUGAAGAUUGUAUACGUCAAGAGCACAUCACAACACUCCCGAUAGUUCGAUACGUUCGUUCAGCCGCCGCCGCCGCCGCCGUUAGUUAUUUGACACACAUCAUUUGAUCGCGGAGAGUCGAAGAGAUGGAGUUUACGGUUUUUAGAGACCAAGAGAAUGCGGGCAACGUUUUGCGUAACAAGGAGAAUAACUUGCCGAGAGACAGACUGACCAAACGACGGUCGGUGCUCGGCGUGCUGAAUUCCAAGCAACCGUUUAACAAACAAGAGCAGCAGUCGAAAUUGAAGACCCAAGGAACUAAUACAUUUUGUUUUCCUACCAAAUCUUCUAUACCAUUUACAAUUCAUGAAGAUGAUGCAGUUGAUUUUAAAAAGGCUGAUGAAAAGUUAUUUGAUAAAAAUGUGGAAAACACAAAACCAGCAGUACUUAAGAAUGAAUCUAAGAUCAGUGAAUCAGAGGUUAUUGUACCCAAUAUAUCAGCAAAAGAAAGGAAACCGCUAUCUGAUUUAUGUCAAGUUAAUCAAUCACCUGUAAAAGCUGUUGGUGAAAGUGCUGACAAAAGUAGUGUCGUAGAUGAUGAUGAUGAAUCAUUGGAGACAAGUCGUGUGUAUUGGCCCAUGUUUGAUCAUGAUAAGUCUAUGACUGCACAUCGAUUAAGUUGUAACAUAGACACUUACACAUGCGAAUUAUACUUUUACCUUAGGGCUGUUGAGAAAUCUCACCGUCCUAAACCUGGCUAUAUGAGAAGGCAACCAGAUGUUACAUACAGUAUGAGAGCAAUAUUAGUUGAUUGGUUGGUUGAAGUAGCGCAGGAGUACAAAUUACAAAAUGAAACUCUGUAUUUAGCAGUUUCAUUCAUUGAUCGUUUUCUUAGCUUAAUGUCUGUAGUCCGAGCUAAACUCCAGUUGUUGGGUACUGCGGCUAUGUUUGUUGCAUCGAAAUAUGAAGAAAUUUAUCCUCCUGAUGUUAGUGAAUUUGUGUAUAUAACUGAUGAUACUUACACAAAAAAACAAGUGCUUAAAAUGGAACAGUUAAUAUUGAAAGUUUUAGGAUUUGAUGUAUCAAAUCCUACAACCAUUAUUUUCCUUUCUCAUAUUUGUGUUCAUUGUAAUGUUUCGUUGAAAGUCAUGUACUUGGCAAUGUAUUUAGGCGAAUUGAGUUUAUUAGAAGCUGAUCCUUACUUAUCAUUUGUGCCUUCCAUGAUAGGCUGUGGAGCAGUUGCAUUAGCUAGAUUGAUAUUAGAGUAUGAAGAUAUUUGGCCCAAAGAAAUGUCCGAUUUAACUAAUUACUGUUUAAAUGAUCUGAUACCAAUUCUUAAACAUUUAAAUCAAACUUACAAAGGUGCACUGCAUAUCCAACAGAAUGCCAUCCGAUUAAAGUACAAGUCUACUCGAUACCACUGUGUCUCUGAUAUCGAGUAUAAAGAUUUAAUUGUUCCCGAAGAAACAACUCAAAAAGAAAUGUCAGAAAGGCUUAAGCUGGUCGAUGUUCAAGACAAGUCGUGAUUCAAUCGUUAUUUAUUUGUUUUCGAUUUUUUUUUUUUUUUUAUUAUUAUUAUUUUUAAUUCUUUUACAGCGAAUGAAACAUUUUUUGACACUUUUGAAAUUAUAUAUUUUUAAGUUUAAAAAACAGAAAUAAGUUCAAAACGAACCAUAAAACUGGAGAUUCUUAUAUUUCGCGCUUAUAGAGUCACGUGUAAAUACAAAUUUUUUACUUUCAUUAUAAUUCAAUUUUUUUAUACUUAACUAAUA
Molecule: messenger RNA, 2060 nt
Organism: Sipha flava (yellow sugarcane aphid)
Lineage: Eukaryota; Metazoa; Arthropoda; Insecta; Hemiptera; Aphididae
Product: cyclin-A2
Exons: 7
Coding region: 435-1814 (459 amino acids)
Biological process (GO): mitotic cell cycle phase transition; regulation of cyclin-dependent protein serine/threonine kinase activity
Cellular component (GO): cytoplasm; nucleus; cyclin A2-CDK2 complex
Molecular function (GO): cyclin-dependent protein serine/threonine kinase regulator activity
Source: RefSeq, a predicted model, not a curated record